GAUACGUAAACUGCUGCAGAAACGUACAUAUCAAGGGCUGUGCAACCAUGAUUAAAGGUCUAACAAUGCAUGUUUUGUUUGAAUAAAUAUUUCGAACUCCAACACGACGUGUCAAUUUAUGAAAUAAUUUAGGUAUAUGGUGGGUCUAUCCUUGGGACAGUAUAAUGGACAUUGUUUUGUACAAGUGUCCGUGUUAGCGCUUCCGUAGCAAUAGAGUCCUAUAAAGGCAGCAACUGUCACCCCCUUCUUGAACGUUGAUCAGUAGGUCUGUAGAGCUUAACGUGCAAGUCCCUGACUGAUUAGCAAGCUUUCUAACACGAUGGCAAGUGUUGAAACAUCGUCCAGCAGGCCCUACCAUAUCAUUAUUUACGGAGCUUCUGGUUUUACUGGUCAGUAUGUGGUCGAGGAGGUGGCACGAACGGUCUCGGAGGGUCCGAGUGGGACCCUGAGAUGGGCUGUCGCAGGCAGAAGCAAGGCGAAACUGGAGAAAGUUCUGGAGCAGGCGGCAGGCGCACUGAGUAAACCAGAGCUGAGGACAGUAGACAUCAUUGUGUCAGAUGUAAAAGAACCAGACUCAUUGGCAGCAAUGUGCAAACAGGCUGUGAUUGUCCUCAACUGUGUGGGGCCUUACAGGUUCUAUGGUGAACCGGUAGUCAAGGCCUGUGUAGAGAAUGGAGCCCAUUGCCUUGACAUCUCUGGGGAGCCUCAGUUUCUAGAGGGCAUGCAACUGAACUACCACAGCGAGGCAGCUAAGAAGGGAGUGUACAUCGUAGGAAGCUGUGGCUUUGACUCCAUCCCUGCUGACAUGGGAGUCCUCUACACCAGGGACCAGUUCAGGGGUACACUGACAGCAGUUGAAAGCUUCCUCACGGCCAGUGCAGGACCAGAGGGCGCCAGCAUCCACGACGGUACGUGGCAGUCGGCCGUCUAUGGUGUCGCUGACGGCGCCAGUCUCCGCAGCCUCAGGAGGAAGUUCAAAUACCAGCCACUUCCUGUAGUCGGGGCUAAGAUUAAACGACGGAGCGCCCUGUUCUACAGCAAUGAAGUGCAGCAGUAUGCGGUGCCCUUCAUGGGCACAGACCCGUCUGUAGUGAAGAGAACGCAGCGCUUUCUGGCCGAGGAGCAGCAAGAGUCGCCCGUCCAGUAUGGUGCAUAUGCAGGAGUAGGAGGAGUGGGUAACAUCAUCAAGAUGCUGGUUGCUGGCAUGAUGUUCAUGUUACUGAUCAAGUUCAACUUUGGACGCAACCUACUCAUCAAGUACCCAGAAUUCUUCUCCUUUGGUUUCUUCACAAAGGCCGGACCAACCAAAAGUCAGAUGAAGGACUCAUCCUUCCAGUUUGCCUUCUACGGAGAAGGUUACACCGAGGGAAAAGACCCUUCCCAGGGAAAACCUGAUGGCAAGAUUCGUACUCUGGUCCAGGGGCCCGAGGCUGGGUAUGUAGCUACCCCCAUCGCCAUGGUACAGGCAGCGCUCACCAUCCUCAAUGAACCCAAUGCUCUGCCCAGGACGGGAGGAGUCUACACUCCCGGAGCAGCUUUCGGCAAGACUACGCUGAUCGACCGCCUCCACAAACAUGGCAUCCAGUUCUCCGUGAAAUAGAGGUUGACUCCUAAACGAUGUUGUCCUUCUUCAACAGUUGAUAAACAUGAAUUUUCUCUUGAUGGAUCCCAUAUGAAUCCAAACUGACGUUUAGAAUAGUGUAGACCCAAAUGAGUACAUGAACGAGAAGAUGGAUUUAGCUUGAGUCCAGGCUCCGGAGACGUCCGUUUCCUCCCCUUCUGAUAUCAUUUGAUUACCGUAGAUUACCGAGUCUCAUUUGGUUGAACAUGCCAUUGACCUUCUGCCAAAUGGACCGCAUGCCCAUUGCAUCAUAUGUUUACCGGAGAAAAACUGGCAUGAAAUAGGUUUA
This is a messenger RNA of Gadus chalcogrammus (walleye pollock), 1910 nucleotides long. Its product is annotated as saccharopine dehydrogenase-like oxidoreductase. Gene Ontology annotation, cellular component: lipid droplet; mitochondrion; plasma membrane. The transcript has 12 exons. Gene Ontology annotation, biological process: glycolipid biosynthetic process. The coding region runs from base 320 to 1600 and encodes 426 amino acids. Lineage: Eukaryota; Metazoa; Chordata; Actinopteri; Gadiformes; Gadidae. The record is from RefSeq and is a predicted model, not a curated record.